CAAUCACAGUCUAUUCACGAAGCGAACCACUACGUAAUAACGAACGAACGCCACAGGCCACAGUCAAAGCCACAGUCGACCGCGCGGGCAGACGCGGCACACGUAUUUAUUACGGCGCAAAAAACUUAACGUUAACUUUCAAAAUUCGAAGUUUACAUCUUAGUAAUGUGAUUGUUUCUUUAAUUUUAAGACUUUCCGUGCCAUAAUAGUGAUGUUCCACUGUGUUAUUUAAGGAAAAAAUAUGGGUGUUCUUCUAAAGUUUAUUCUUGUGAUCGCCGUCUUGCCGUGUGUUUUCGGGCAAGCACAAGAGGAAUGUUUCGGCGCGGGCAGCGUCGCCGGGGCUGCGAUAGGCGCUUUUAUAGCUGCAUUUAUUUUAAUGGGUGCAGCGUAUUACUUGAGAAAAUUAUAUUGGAAAUCCCGCAAAGGCAAGCAUCUAGUCUUCUCAACUGACCCAGAGUCGGUCAAAGAUGAGUUCGCCUUCGACAACCCAGGGUUCAGACAAGAAGAGAAGAACUGGCAGCAUGAGGCACCAACCCUGCCUCUGGGCGGGAAGAAUCACGCCCUGCACGCUGAAUUUACAAAACCAGAACAAAGCAAAGAUGAUUCAUAUUUACAGCGUGCCCGCAUUCGCCGCGUAAAGUUAUGGGCGCGGGACUUCACCGGUUUAGGUCUGACGUGCGGCGGAGGCGCCCGCGACGGUGUGUGUGUUCACUCCGUACUGAGAAGCGGUCCAGCCGCUGCCGCUAAACUGCAGCCUGGCGACAAAAUCAAAAGCAUCAAGAUCGAGUUCACCGGUACACCGCUAGAGGACGCUGUGUCGAUAUUAUCUCUAGCGUCUCCUUACCCGGUGGAGUUGGAAGUCGUUGAGGGGGGUAGAGUCAGCGGGGAGGGGUGGAAGGUCCACCACCCCUUGAUGAAGAGGGCAGGUUCCACGGGCGAUGUUAAUACGCUCGAAAAAGAAGGGAAACUGCUCCAUCCCCCGCACUCGCCUGACACAUCCCAUUCAAACAACUCGACUCUGGAAACAAAGCACAGCAAAGGAGGAAUCAAAAAGAUAAUAACAGAGAAAAUCAUUCCUACAUCAUUGGAGAGAAGUAAGAAAGAGAGAAAGGAUCCCCCCAGUACGCUAGAGCGAGAAAACGAAAAGAAUUUGAAACUUGCAAGUAAAGCUCGACAUUCUGAUAUUCCAUCUGGUUUAAGUAAACCAGAAAGAAACAAAAGUAGAAAUUCAACUGGAAGCGAUAUUCAAAUAAUUCAACCUGAAAAUGGGAUCACACACUAUGAACAUGCAGAAGUUCAAAAAAGAGAAUACGACCCUAAAAGAGGAAUGAAGUUUGGUAUCAGAGUUCUCCCGCCCAAUGUACCAGAUGAUGGAGUCCUAAAACAGAAAAGUGUUGAAAAUGGUACAGUCGUCCCUGAAAAGAAAUCAGUCGAUGAACCCGAUAAGCCAGAACUGCUAAAACAAGCACCGAUUACACAAAUCAAACACGAAAAUGAAGUUGAACAAAAGAAACCAGUUGUCGCUAAACGGAGAGAAAAAAUCGCGCCGCCAAUACCGAACGCGAGAGUAAAACCUUCCGAAUCAGACACAAAUACGAGCCAUGAAACUUCCAAAAUGUCUGAAAUAUCCUCAGUUUCAUCAUCAUUUAACCGAAGUGAUCUAAAUUCAAGUGGAAUAAAGAGAGAUGAAAAUGGAAUACCUCAAGAAUUACCUCAGCAUAUGUUCGACGCGGCCAAAGCAGCGAGGAGUAACAGGAAAAGUUCAGCAGAUCUAGUGCAAGAAAAAGAGAAACUUGAACACAAAAAAGAAGAAGCUCCAAAACCCGUAAAGAAAUCUAAAGGAAAAGCACCGUCGCCUCCUGAACCGGAAAAAAAUAAAAGCGAUGAUAGCAUAUUGGAGCAAAUGAAAAACGUGCAUGACUUCUUAAAGAAUGAGAAGCAUCAUUCGAGUCUCUUGCACGAUUCGAUAAUAUCUAAUAAUUCGAUGACGUCAUAUAAUACGUCUACACCAAAAGUAAAUAAGACAAAAUCACGUCUUGAAGAAUCCAUUAACUUUAGUCAAGACGAUAUCGAUGAUAUCGUUUCAAAGCCAUUCAAAAGAGAAAGCGAUUCUCUUAACAACUUUUUUGAAGAUUCAAAGUCCAACCUGUCCUCAAAUCAAGAUGUUCAUUCAGUGGUAUCUUUGAAUAAUAGUGACAAAAGUGAUAAAGGUUCUACAACUAUCGAAUUAAACAACAGUGAUAUUACUAUACACAGUUCUCCGUUAAACGACACUGGUCGUUCAACUUCGGAUGAUACUUCACUUUUAGAUGAGAAUGAGCGUAAAGCAGCAUCUCUUGGUGAUCUUUCUAGAUUCGAAUUAAGAGCUAAAACUAGUAAACCGUCUACAGGUACUUUAGAAAGGGCUCAGAGUUUAGAUAUCUCUGCAGAUGACGCUGAAAUACAAGAAAGUACGUUGUCGCCCAAGAAAAGAAAAGCAAUGUCUGUCGUUGAAACAACGUUCUUUGAAUCUGGUAACGAAGACAUGUUACCAGAAAUGAUAGAUGCUGAUAAAGGUGUGGUUCUAAAACAAAAAGAGCCUCGACUCAGUUUAAAUAUCGCCAAAACUUCCGCGAUGGAAGGACUUAACACGUUCCAAAGAAACCGACUAAAGAAAGCAUCGGAAUUUGGAAAUUUAGAGGAUGCAAUCGUAAAGGGUUCAAACAGCUCAGUGGAAUCCAGUCAACAUGGAUCACAAGAAAUUGUUGUACGAAAAUCUCAAACCAAUUUAGAUUUAUCUCAAGAGAGUGAAGGUCACGAGACAUCUGAUCAUUUGGCGCGUAGAAUUAUGGAUGAAAAUAUGAAAGUUCAUUUGAAACUUGUUUCUGAAUUCGCUAAAUCGACAUCUGAUGAUAGUAAUGCUAGUUCAGCUGACAAUAGUCAAGAGUCAGUAACAACAACUACAGUUACAAAAAAUACAGUCACAGAUAACAAGCCGGUUAAAUAUGAAGAAAAACUGACAAUGUCUUAUGACACAAACAUUCCAGACGAUAUGAAAGUAUCUCGCAGUUCAUACGUCAAUAGUUUAGAAAGACCAAAAUCUGAAAUGAUGAAGAAACUUCUUGCAAAGAACCCGAUUUUCAAUGUACACGUUGAUCAAACCGCACAAAAAUAUGAGGCGUCAACGAGUAAAGAAACACCUGCACUUACUGACUCUUUCAAAUCAACCAUGCAUCAACCCGACAUUGUUAACUUCGAUCUGAAAACAUCAACCGUUGUACCUAAAAACCGAGAUUACGACGAUUUUGUGAGUAAUAUCAGAGUCGGUUCAAACAAUAAUAGCUUGAAACACAACAAAAAGCCUCAAGAAUCAUUCACAACUGACUGGUCUGAGUCUAAGAACAGGCAGGAAAUUCAAAGCGGAAAUAUUGUUACAAUAUCGACUGAUGAUAAAAAUUUACCGACAGACAAACCUAAUUCUUAUACUAAAUCGAUAGAGAUUGGCGAAACUAGCUUGCGAUUGAUACCAGAUUUAGUUGAAGGCACAAAGACUCGUACAGAAGAUAAAGAAACGAGAACAUUAUACAUGGAACCAGCAAACGUUUCUUUAACCAUGAAACAAGAGCCAGUUCAGAAAACAGUUACUGUAAAUGUAACUGAAGACGAAUAUGGAAAUAAAGUUAUAACUCAGAAUGUUGAAAAAGUGUCAUCCCAAUAUAUAACUUCUAAAGUCGAAGCUCCUUUACAAGUUGAACAAAUGACGUUUGGUAUUAUGAAAGGUUCAGGAAACAUUAAAGAGUUGGAGUUAGAAGAAGGCAAUGUAAGAGACAUUAAUGAAAAGGUGCUUGAAGAUAUAAAACGACAAAAUCCAAACUUACAUUUUACAUCAACGGAACCAUCGUACACUAGAACAGAAACUAUAAUCUUAAAUACGACAGAUUUAAGUGAAGAAGAUGCGAAAGCGUUAAUGGCAAAACUGCAGAACGAUCCAAGCUUUAUGGCACAAAAAUCAUCUGAAGAACUAUCUCGCAUGGGUAUAAAAGUAAUUCAAGAUUUAGAAGACACAAAAACUGCAACCCAAGACCAUGUAGAAGUAACAAAAACUAGAUACACCAUAAACCCCACAACGUUAUCGACCAAACAAACUGUAAGCAUCGAACCGAAGGAAAGGGAAUCACAAAAGGACCACGUAACGGAAAUACAAGUGACAACACCAAGAAAUGAAAAUAACACAACCGAAAGGUCAGAAACAAAAGACAAGAUUUCAAGUAGACAAAGAGCACCUCCAGCUGUCAAAAAGUUUGAAGAACCGAUUCUGUCUUACGAAUUGGAUAUUGAUCUACUAAACGAUUUUAUGUCGAAUGAACGAUACCAUUCAGCGAAGCAACAAGUCGAUGUACGAAAACGAUUGAGUCAAUCAAGCGAACCAAAGAAACGACACUCAGAUUUCGACCUACCGAGGAACACUACUAUUAAAUUCCGCACAGCUACUUACGAAUCACCAAAGGGUACUAUCGUCACCAGCACUGAUUUAGAGAACAGGCGGUUAUCCCAACUGGAUCAAAUGCAGCUUCGAUCAUCUAGUGAUCAGCCAGUCACAAGCGAAAAACCUGUUAUUUCAGCUAAACCGAGCAACAUUCCCGUUAAAACGAUAGACAAAAAACCUUCGGGGGGAUUCGUUACGUCUAAAAUACCGGUAUUUGCAACGCAAAAGUCGCUAAGUCAAGAGAAUUUGUCCGAUAAGAGUUUUUCUUUGCCUCGCUCUCCGCCUCCAUCCCUAAGCAGUAGUUCUGGCAAUAUAUCGAUCACGUCCAUUAAGACCAGUUCUAGAAGUCCAAGCGGGGGUAGAUUAUAAACUUAGUACUAUCGUUAAAUUUCGGAAAACUUUGAUCAUAAAGUAGGUACAACACCAUCGGGGUUAAUAUAAGUUAUAUUAUGAAAUUAGUUUUAGUCAUUGAGAUUUUUUUAAUAAAAAAAAGUAAGUGCCAGAAAAAAAAAUAUAAAUUAUUUGCUUACGAAACGAAAUAAUGUGCCUUAUAAAUUUUAAAAUUUCUUAUAUUUUUCUCAUUUGUACGUGUGGAAUUAUUGUUUUCGGUUGUGAAAUAAAAUAUAUUUACUUAUUGUUAGACUUAGAAUACGCGUCACAAUUCGAAUAAUAAAAUUACAGAUAAACAAAAUGGAAGAUAAUAAAAGUUUUUAUUACAAUCUUACAGUUCCGUCCGAGAAGUAUUACCGUGUAAUAUAUAUUUUUAAUGUAGGUAUAAUACGUUUAUUAAGACAGGAAAUAACAUUCCAAUAAGUAUAUUUAUUAACCAAUUACAAAUUUAUUUUACCGAUGUGAAGGUAGAAAGUCUUCCAAUUUUCACAAUUUUAUUAUAAGUUGGUUGAAUGGAAGUAUGGUAUUCAAUCUGUAUCUAAGUUAUAAAAAAAAUUAAAUUAUAGAAAAAAUAUUUUCAAAA
Messenger RNA from Melitaea cinxia (Glanville fritillary), 5438 nucleotides. RefSeq lists its product as uncharacterized. The record is from RefSeq and is a predicted model, not a curated record. Gene Ontology annotation, molecular function: protein binding. The coding region runs from base 242 to 4834 and encodes 1530 amino acids. Lineage: Eukaryota; Metazoa; Arthropoda; Insecta; Lepidoptera; Nymphalidae. The transcript has 5 exons.